GUGAACAUUUGCGUAUAAAAAAUUUGAUUAUUAUUAUAUUUAGACAGAGAUAUCAAAAUAGAAAAUGAUGAAAUUAAAAAAUCAAAAUCCCUAGAUUAACGGGUUACGCGCGCGGGAAUUUUUUUGGUGUGUUGUUUUUGACGCGCGCGUUUUUGCAUGUGUUGUAUAUGUGUGUGGGAAAAAUGUGUUAAAAAAAAAUAUAAAUUAUAAGGCAUUUUAAUCAUUCAUGUUAAUGUUGGUGGCUUGAUUGUUUAUUUACAAGAUAAAAAUCAUAAUAAAUUGCGACUCAACAGGCUGGAGUUAAAUUACAGUGAAUAUUUAAUAAACAAUUACGACAAUGCCACGGGAUAUUAGGUCAUUUUUUCAAGUUAAAAAUACUCCAAGUACAAGUAAACCACCAGAAAAAAAAGUAAACAACAGAUGUAUAUCGUCGUCAUCAGAUGAUGACAUUGUCAUUGCAACACCUCAACUAUCAAAAGCUAAAAAAAAUGUUAAAAAACCAACUUCAAAACUUGUGUUGCUUUCAGAUGAUGAUGAUGAUGAAGAUGAUUUUGAAAAAAAGCCAACAAAACCUACUAAAAAAUUAGAAAAAACUAAAAAUACACAUUUUUUGUCGGAUUCUGAUAGUGAUACACCUCCAAAAAAAAAAUCUGCUAAAGAAAAAAUUAUUAACAAGAAAAAAUCCAGUGAUAAACAUCCUUUGUCGGAUUCUGAUGGUGAUAAUUCACAUAAAAAGAAACAUUCAAAUGAUAAAAUUAAAAAUAAAUCAGCUAAAAAAUCAACAGAUGAUCAUAAAACACCUAAAAAACAAAAUGAUAAAGAUAAAUUAAAUGAAAAAAAUAAAAAACUUGGUUCAUCUGAUGAUGAAAAAACACCAAAAAAUAAAAAAAAACCAAAUACAAAAACUAAAAGUCAUGAAAAAGAUAAAAAAGUACCAAGUAUUGCAGAAAUGUUUUCUCGUGUUCCAAUAAAACGUGUUAAUCAACCAACAAUUCAAAAAAAAGUAGAAGAAGCUGAUUAUCAUAUGGAUGAUGAUGAUUUUAUAGCAGUACUUGAUCAAUUUGACAAUGAAAAUAUUAUUGAUAAAACACUUAAAAAUUCAUCAAAUGGUGAGACAACAUCUAAAAGAAAAAAUCGUGAUAGUGAUAUUGAAAAAGAAGCUAAAAAAAUUAAAAUUCAGGAUGAUGAAGUGAAACCUGAAUUAAAUAAUGUUAAAAAAGAAGAGAAAAAAUUAAGUGAUGAUGUUGAAAUGAAAAUUGAAUCAAAUGAUGAUAGAAAUAAAAAAAAUAAAGAUAAAAAAGAAGAAAAAAAAUUAAUUGAUGAAGAUGAAAUAAAAAUUAAAUCAAAUGAUGAAAAAAAUAAAAAAGAAGAGAAAAAAUUGGUUCGUGAUGAUGAAAUGAAAAUCAAAUCAAAUGAUGAUAAAAAGGUAAAAGAAAAAUCAAGUAAUCAUGUUGAAAAGAUAAAAGAAACAUUAGAUAUUUCUAAAAAUAAUGAAGAACCAAGUUCUUCAACAAAAAAAAAUACUAAUGAUGCUAAAAAAUCAUCAAAGAUUGAUAAAAAAAAAACAAAAAAGCAUGAAGUUGAAAUUGAAGAAAAUAAAAAACCAGACAAUAAAAAAAAUGCAACUGAAGAUGAUUUUGAUUUUCUUGAAGAUAGAAUUAUUAAAAAAAAACAACAUGCAGCAUCUUAUCAAAGUUACUUGUCUCGUGGUGGUGCAAGAAAUCCAGGCUCAAAAGAAAUUCCAGUUGGUGCUGUAAAUUGUCUUGCUGGUUUGACAUUUGUUGUAACUGGAGUUCUUGAUUCACUUGAAAGAUUUGAAGCUGAUGAACUGAUACAAAAAUACGGUGGUAGAACAGUUGCAGCAUUAUCAAAAAAAACAAAUUAUCUUGUUGUUGGUGAUCAAGCUGGUGAAUCAAAAUUAAACAAAGCUGAUGUAUUAAAAAUUAAAAAAAUUAGUGAAGAUGAAUUAUUGGAUUUAAUAAGAACAAGAAAAGCUGGUAAAGCUACAGAUAUUAUUUUAACUAAAUCUAAAAAAGAUAAUCAUAAUAAAUCAUUCAAAGAAGAUACUAAACCUCUUGAUACUAGUUUAUAUGUACCAAAAACAUUAUCAAAUGAAGAUAAAACAAGAACUGGAAGUAGUUCAUCAUCAGCAUCAUUAACAUCAUCAGUUGACACGCCAAAUAAUAAAAAUGAAACUAAAGAAAAAGAAAAAAUAAUAAACAAUGAAACACCAAUAAAACUGAUUGAAAAAAAAGAACCAGUAACAAAAACAAUCAAAGAUAAUAAAAUAGAUAAUAAUAUUAAAAUUAAUUUACCAUAUGUUGAACCAACAGCAGCUCUUGUUGAAAAAUAUCGUCCAAAAACAAUGAAACAAAUAAUUGGUCAACAAACAGAUAAAAGUUGUGCUAAAAAAUUUUAUUUAUGGUUAAAAAAUUGGCAUAAAAAUCAAAAUAAUAAAAGCACAAAAUUAACACGUCCAUCACCAUUUGCUAAAAGUGAUGAUGGUGCAUAUUUUAAAGCAUGUUUAUUAUCUGGACCACCUGGUAUUGGUAAAACAACAACAGUACAAGUUGCAUGUAAAGAACUUGGUUUUGAUUUACUUGAAUUUAAUGCAUCAGAUACAAGAAGUAAAAAAUUAUUACAAAAUCAAAUAUCAACAAUUCUUUCAAAUAAAACAGCCAAAGAUUAUUUUUCAAUAGAUAAUAAUUCAAAUAAUGAAAAUGAUGGUAAAAAUAUGUCAUUAAAACAUGUAUUAUUAAUGGAUGAAGUUGAUGGUAUGGCUGGUAAUGAAGAUCGUGGUGGUUUACAAGAAUUAAUUGCUUUAAUAAAAUCAACAGAUAUACCAAUUGUUUGUAUUUGUAAUGAUCGUAAUAAUCCAAAAAUGCGUACACUUGUUAAUUAUACAUUUGAUUUACGUUUUACAAAACCAAAACUUGAACAAAUACGUGGUGCUAUGAUGUCAUUAUGUUAUGCUGAAAAAAUAAAAAUAACAAAAGAUGAUAUUGAUAAAAUAAUUGAAAUGUCAGGAUAUGAUAUACGUCAAGUUAUAAAUUAUUUAUCAAUGAGAAGUGGUGAUGAAUUAUCAAAUAUAACAAAUGAAAAUUUAACAAAUAAAAUUAAUAAAGAUGAAAAAUUAACACCAUGGAGUGUUGUUGAAAAAGUAUUUAGUUGUGAAGCACAUAAAAAUAUGUCAAUACAUGAUAAAAGUAAUUUAUUUUUUCAUGAUUAUAAUAUUGGUAGUUUAUUUGUACAAGAAAAUUAUUUAACAAUAAUACCAAAAGCACCAAAAUGUGAAACAUUAGAAAGAAUUGCAUUGAGUGCUGAUAGUUUAUCAAUUGGUGAUGUUAUUGAAAAAGCAAUACGUUCACGUGAUGCAUGGUCAUUGUUACCAGUACAAGCAUGUUUUUCAUCUGUUAUACCUGGUACAUUAAUGUCUGGUAAUACUGUUGGUCGUACUAAUUUUCCAAGUUGGCUUGGUAAAAAUUCAACAGCACGUAAAUUUGAUAGAUUAUUACAAGAAAUAACAUCACAUACACGUCUUGUAACUGGUGCAAGUAAAGACGCUGUUAUAUUUGAUUAUUUAAAACCAUUACGUGAUGCUGUUGUUAGACCACUUGUUGUUGAUGGCUCUGAUGGAGUUGAAAGUGCUGUUGAAACAAUGAUACAUUAUCAUAUGUUAAAAGAUGAUUUAGAAGGUUUAAUUGAAUGUUCAUUAUGGCCAGGACAACGUGAUCCAAUGCAAGGAAUUGAAUCAAAAGUCAAAGCUGCAUUUACAAGAAUGUAUAAUAAAAAAGCACCAAUAAUGCCAUAUAAAAUUGGUGAUGCACCGAAAAAAAAAUCUAUACAAGCAUCACAAGAAUCUGGUUUUGGUAGUGAUGGUGAUGAAAUUAUUGAUGAUGAUGAUGAUGAAGAUGAAGAUAAAGAUAAAGAUGAUAACUUGGAAAAAGAUAGAAUGAUUAAAGUUAAAAAACCAACAAAAACAACAAAUGCUGGAGCAUCAACUAGCAAAGGCCAGACUAAAACAACAACAAGAGGACGUGGACGAGGACGUGGUCGUGGCAAAUAAUAUUUUUUAAAUUUAUUAACUUCGAACAUUCAUAUCAUUUAUAUUUAAAAAUUCACAUGGUUUCCUUUUUU
This is a messenger RNA of Aphidius gifuensis, 4137 nucleotides long. It is a transcript of the gene Gnf1, whose product is annotated as replication factor C subunit 1. The transcript has 2 exons. Gene Ontology annotation, molecular function: ATP binding; DNA binding; DNA clamp loader activity. Gene Ontology annotation, cellular component: nucleus; DNA replication factor C complex. Bases 338 to 4066 code for a protein of 1242 amino acids. NCBI's taxonomy places the organism in Eukaryota, Metazoa, Arthropoda, Insecta, Hymenoptera, Braconidae. Gene Ontology annotation, biological process: DNA replication; DNA repair. The record is from RefSeq and is a predicted model, not a curated record.